AUCAACACAUCACCCCAUCACCACAUCACCACAUCACUCCAUCACCACAUCAACACAUCACCACAUCACCCCAUCAACUCAUCACCACAUCACCCCAUCACACCAUCACCACAUCACCCAUCACCACAUCACCACAUCACCCCAUCAACACAUCACCACACCUCCACAUCACCCCAUCACCCCCACACCACCACAUCACCACAUCACCACAUCACCACAUCACCACAUCACCACAUCACCACAUCUCCUUGACACGACACCACCCCAUCAACUCAUCACCACAUCACCACAUCACCCCAUCACCACAUCACCACGACAUCACCCCCAUCACCACAUCACCACAUCACCACAUCACCCAUCACCACAUCACCCCCACAUCAUCACAUCAUCACAUCAUCACAUCACCACAUCACCCCAUCACCCCAUCACCACCUCAGCCCAUGAACACAUGA
Messenger RNA from Aplysia californica (California sea hare), 452 nucleotides. Its product is annotated as histidine-rich glycoprotein-like. The transcript has a single exon. NCBI's taxonomy places the organism in Eukaryota, Metazoa, Mollusca, Gastropoda, Aplysiida, Aplysiidae. The record is from RefSeq and is a predicted model, not a curated record. The annotation marks the transcript as partial.